AUGGGGGGUCCUUCUUCGAUCAGGUCUCUCAGUGUUUCCGAUCGAUCGAUCGAGGGAGCCAGGCGAGGAUUUCGUGCCCUUUUCCAGGCGCGCUCUGACGAUGGCCGUCUCCAGGCAUUCGGUCAUUACAUUCCUGGCGACCAGGCUGGGAUCCUCUGCUGUACGCACACUCAUGCCGAGCGACAAUUGAGAAGUCUGAUCUCAAGCCUCAGUCCAUACGAGGCCAGAACGCUGCGAACGAGAACAGGUGGACGUGAACGUGGUGCUGCAUGGAACGCGACGUGGCUAGCGGGAGUCCAACGCCUGGCAGCCCAGGUUAAUUGGCACGGCGAAGGAACUGAGCAGCGCUGGGCUGACUGGCGUGCAUGGCUGGGACGGGCAAGCUGGAUCGGUGCAGCCAACCGCAUCUCUGCCGUUGCUCAACGGCGUCUGCAGCCCUUGCAUCUGGCGCCAUCGUUUGGCCUCGCUCGACUUGCGACCGUCACCCACUCCUUGCUCGUCACCUCACUCUUGCUCUCGUUCUCUGAUCAGCACGAUCCUUCGGCCACCCUCUCCUCUGCAUUUCGGCUUUCUCGAUCGGUCGGCGGCUCGCGCAACUCGUCCUCUGAGCCUGCCUCUGUCUUUCAGUCGCGAGAAUCGAUCUACCUCGCCCGUCGGGGUCUCUCCGAGAAGAUCUGCAUCUAUCCUCUAGCCGCCUCUCGCAAACCUGCAAUGACCAACUCGGCUACCGCAGGAGAUGUGGAGCGCCUCACCGCUCAGAUGAGUCUGUCGGACUCGCAGCUUCCCUCUUCAAAUGGUGUGGCCCCGUUACCGCCGCAGGCAGCCACUGGUGGGCCACCGUCCCGAGCCUCGCCCUCUCUCCGUCCCAAUCAAGCAACAGGCGGGCCAUCCGCAGCAAGACCUGCCAACACCGCUGUCGGAGCCGCCGAGCGAGCGCGCCAGAUGGCCGGAGCACGCCUUCCGCCGAGCUUGCAGGCCAAGCUUGCCGCCAACGCCAACCGCUCCGCACACUCACCUUCGCCCAACCACGCAGUUCUCGGUCACGAUCAGCGCAUCGACAGCAGCGCGAGUGCAUCGCUCUUUGUCUCGGCAGCCGCGCGCCCGGGCGCAUCUCCGGGCACCGGCAUGGGCGGCCUCGCCGCUCGCAGGGGCAUUCCUGGUACCCUCGGUGCGCCUUCACCAGGCUCGCCUUCAGCCACCCCUGGCGCUGGCAUGGGCGCUAGGCGCAAUCGACCAGGCCUCAAACUCAGCGACAUGGGCGUCGGCGCCGGCGAUGGACUCGACACAGGUAGCGCGCCGCGUUCCGGCAUGGGCGCAGGCACAGGUCGGAGAGCACCACCGCCAGGGCGCUUGCCCGACACCACCGACGCUUCCAAGGGCAGCGAUGGCACCGCGCAGCAGAACGGUGCCAUGUCGACGCCCUUUAGCAACUUUUCCAAGAUCGUCGAUCCCUCCGGUCGGCUCAACUUCAGCGGCAAGGCCGUGCUGCAUGCCUCCGGUGUCGAGUUUGGCAACGGCACCUCGUUCAAGAUCAACAUGGCCGAGCUCGAGUUGCUCGACGAGCUCGGCAAGGGCAACUACGGUACGGUGCGCAAAGUGCGACACACCCAGACGCACGUCGAGAUGGCCAUGAAGGAGAUCCGCCUCGAGCUGGACGAAUCCAAGCUCAACGCCAUCAUCAUGGAGCUCGACAUCCUGCACCGCGCCACCGCGCCGCAGAUCGUCGAGUUCUACGGCGCCUUUUUCAUCGAAUCGUGCGUGUACUACUGCAUGGAGUACAUGAAUGCCGGCAGCCUCGACAAGCUGUACGGCGAGCGCGGCAGCGUGCCCGAGGACGUGCUGGCGAGGAUCACGGGCAGCAUGGUGCGCGGGCUGAGCUUCCUCAAGGACCAGCUGCAGAUCAUGCAUCGCGACGUCAAGCCCACCAAUGUGCUCAUCAACCAAAAGGGCCAGGUCAAGCUGUGCGACUUUGGCGUGUCGGGCCAGCUGGAAAAGUCGCUGGCCAAGACCAACAUUGGAUGUCAGUCGUACAUGGCGCCCGAGCGCAUCAAGGGCGAGUCGCAGAACAUGCUGGGCACGUAUACUGUAGCGUCGGACGUGUGGUCGCUGGGCCUGUCGAUGGUGGAGACGACGCAGGGGACGUAUCCGUAUCCGCCAGAGACCUACUCGAACGUUUUUGCGCAGCUGCAGGCGAUCGUACAUGGCGACCCGCCCGAGCUCCCGGCGGAGCUGUACUCGGAAACGGCGCGCGACUUUGUGGCCAAGUGUCUGGAGAAGGUGCCGUCGCGUCGACCGACGUAUGCGCAGCUGCUGCAGCACGACUUUUUGGUGCAGGACGCGGCCAAGGGCGAGGAGGGCGUCGACAUGGUCGGGUGGGUAGCGCGCGCCAUCGCAGCCCGCGCCCACAAGAAGGAGCAGGCGCAGGCCAACGGCGUGGCGUCGCCACCAGGGUCAUCGGCAGCAUUGCCCCAAUAG
Messenger RNA from Moesziomyces aphidis, 2475 nucleotides. The record is from the annotation of a GenBank genome assembly. NCBI's taxonomy places the organism in Eukaryota, Fungi, Basidiomycota, Ustilaginomycetes, Ustilaginales, Ustilaginaceae.